Molecule: messenger RNA, 801 nt
Organism: Trypanosoma conorhini
Lineage: Eukaryota; Euglenozoa; Kinetoplastea; Trypanosomatida; Trypanosomatidae
Product: putative chaperone protein DNAj
Exons: 1
Coding region: 1-801 (266 amino acids)
Source: RefSeq, a predicted model, not a curated record
AUGCGGCGAGUGGCGCGGCUGCCGCCCGCCAUUGGCGUCCUGCACGCGAUACGUGCCACGCGGCGCGCCGCGGUUUGGCCGCUGUGCAUCUCCCGCCGCCGCCUCAGCGGCGCCGCCCCCUACGGCAGCGUCCCGGCCGACAUUGACGAGUCCCGCCACGCGCAGAAGCCCCGCGAGGAGGACGUGCUGCGUGGCGGCAGUGGCGGUGGCAGCGGCGGUGGCAGCGGCGGUGCGGCGGCAGCGGCGGCGGGGUACAACCCGUGGGAGGUGCUCGGGGUGCGGCCGGGGGCCUCCGCUCAGGCGGUUCGGCUGCGCUACCACGAGCUGAUGCGGGAGCUGCACCCGGAGCUGGACCCGCGCGGGGUGGGCAACAUCCCGCGGCUCAACCAGGUCAACAAGGCCUACGAGCUCAUCACGCGGAGCCCGACGCUGGACCGCCGCUACCGCAACCUCGUCAGCGACACGCAGUACGUCUACUACAAGUUCCUGCCGGAGUGGAUGGCCCGCAACGUGGACGAGAUGCCGCGGUACUGGAGCUGGGUCAAGUGGCGCACCCCCGGCGCCUUCCAGGUCUUCCUCUGGUGCUGCGGCUGCUACAUGGUCGGCCGCUUCUACGCCGCCUUCCCGCUCCUCACCACCAUCUUCGUGGCGUCGGUAGUCUUUGACAUCCUCUUCCACACCAUGACGGCCCCGGCGACGUGCUCGAUGCUCUUUCUCUACUCCAUCAUGAGCGCGCAGAGCUACGACAUGGCGUGGCUGACAAGCCCCAAGUCAUUCCUGCGCCGCGAGCUCGGCUACUAA